This is a messenger RNA of Staurois parvus, 372 nucleotides long. NCBI's taxonomy places the organism in Eukaryota, Metazoa, Chordata, Amphibia, Anura, Ranidae. The record is from the annotation of a GenBank genome assembly.
AUGGGGAAGAAAAAGGAUAUCUGCUGCCAAAAAGAGUGAAAUGGUUCAAUGCCUUGGACGACGUAUGAAAACAUUAGAUAUUUCACGAAAGCAUGAGCAUCGCACUAUUAAGAGAUUUGUGGCUGAUUCAGAGCAGAGAUGGGUUCGUGCAGAGAUGAGUACAGGUGCUAAAAAAUACCAUUUACAUAGCAGCAAACAGAUAUUUGAAGCUGCCGAAAAAUACAUGAAGACUAAUUUUCAAACAGUCCUGUUCAUUGAUGAGUGCCAUGCAACCCUGGAUGGUCCAGAUGGAGUAGUGCAUGGUUGGUGGAUGGUCACCCUGUUCCAACAAGGCUGAGAUGUCAGCAAGGCGGUGGUGGAGUCAUGUCUUGG